This is a messenger RNA of Spea bombifrons (plains spadefoot toad), 3382 nucleotides long. It is a transcript of the gene DENND2A, whose product is annotated as DENN domain containing 2A. Gene Ontology annotation, biological process: retrograde transport, endosome to Golgi. The transcript has 20 exons. Lineage: Eukaryota; Metazoa; Chordata; Amphibia; Anura; Pelobatidae. Gene Ontology annotation, cellular component: actin cytoskeleton. Bases 169 to 3372 code for a protein of 1067 amino acids. The record is from RefSeq and is a predicted model, not a curated record.
UUGGAAGUUUAACAAAAGAGGGGAGGAAGGAGGAGCUUCCCGAUCCAGAUGCUGCCUAUUCUGCCCUGCGUCUGAUUCUCAAGUUACACAAGAUGAGGGAGGAAGGGGAUACAGCUGCUCCCUGGAUUUUCAAAGAGGGGAGCAGGGGCGCCGGCACAUGCUGACACGAUGACCGUGAGACGGACGGCAGAGGUGACCAGGAAUAAGGGCCGCUCGUUGCAUCAGUCCAGCCGCAGGGCAAAACUUGAAGGAAAAGAGAACUUUGCGGCUCUGGGAAAACUUGAAGUUUCUUUUCCUGGAAAAAGCGAAGGAGAUAAUAUUUUUGUGACUGUGCAGGAGAACCGAGAGGGGCCUCUAAGGAACCGCUCCCUGGAAGGUCUGGAGAACCUUCAAGACGAAUCGGAGCCGGAACGUCUAGAACGGAACAUGCUUAGUCGCAAAAUGUUCAUCAAUGAACCGGUCAUGGAUCUGAAUGUGAAGGAGCACGGGCAUAUCCUUAAGAAACAACUGGGGGGCGCGCAGAUUUCAGAGAUACCCCAAAAGGUCACACUGAAGAAGACCUCGAGCAUCAAGGACAAGAUUUCUGAGUGGGAAGGUAAGAAGGAGACUCAGUCUCCCAUUCUCAGCAGGAAGGAGUCCAUGCAUGUGAAGCGCCAGGACUCGGUGGGACUUUCUCCCGGAGACGCGGUCGGAGCGGAUGGAAAGCUUCGGCAAAAGGGAAGCGUUAAAAGGAUGUUCAGCCGCGAGAAUGAAAGCAAAGAGACGGACAAGAAAGAGACCUCAAAGGUGGAGAAAAAGACAGAAAAAGAAACCGAUCCAAGUAGAGAGAGACUCCAAGAUCAGGUGACUCCAUCUUCUAAGAAGGAGCAGGCGAUAGUCUUGAGUCAGGUGAAAAAGUUUGAAAAGUCCUCCAAAGAAGGAUCGGUAGAGAUGCAACCGCAGCUGCCGGGCACCUAUUACUCCCCGCAGUGCCUCGAGACCGAUAACCAGGAGCACAGAGCGGGGUCCAAGCAAAAAUGGGGCUCGGACUCUGAAAACACCGAACCUAUCUUUGGGACGGUGGGGGAGGGCAGAAUAUCUAGAAGGACAAGCAAUGCCGAGAAUGUCUAUACGGAGCCCGGGGCGCCAGAGAAGAAGUUGCCAAUCAACCCACUGCCCAAACCUAGAAGAACGUUCCGGCACGAAGGAGAAGGGGAGACGGGGACGCGUAGGCCAGGUGGACUCCGUAAAAUCGAUCGGGAUUUGCCCCCGCUUCCUUGUAUAUCUCCCCCUCCUCUCCCCUCGUCGCCACCUCCCGCGGCCGUCAGCAGAAGGCUUUGGAACAGCAAACACAAGAACAACGGAGACCACAGGAAGUCUUAUGAAUUUGAGGACCUUCUGCAGUCGUCGGAGAGCGGCCGAGUGGACUGGUACGCUCAGACCAAGCUGGCCCUCACACGCACUUUAUCAGAGGAAAACGUCUACGAGGACAUCCUGGACACCCCUUCCAAAGAGAAUCCUUACGAAGAUAUUGAGACAGACAAUCGUUGUCUUGGGAAGAAGUGCGUCCCGGCUUUUCCAAGCUCGAUCCCCACCAUUCCCGGAACUCCAACCAAGGUUUCCCAGAAGUCCCCCUUUUUCAGACAAAACUCGGAACGUCGGAGCUUCAAACUGCUAGACCUUCGGAAGUUGGGACGAGAUGGAGUGGCCUCUCCCAGUAAGCUAAGUCCUCCGUCCUCUCCGAGCAGCCCCGAUGAUUCUUUUUUCGGCACGGGGGACCCUCCGAACGGACGGAAGAGGCGAAAAAUCCCAAAGCUGGUGAUCAGAAUCAAUGCAAUCUUUGAAGCCCGGCGAGGGAAAAAGAGAGUGAAGAGGCUGUCACAGUCCACGGAGAAUAAUUCCGGGAGAGUUACAGACGAUAACAGCGAAUCAGACAGCGACACAGAGGAGAAAAUCAGAGCUCACAGCCAGAGGCUGGUCCACGUGAAAUCCCGAAUGAGCCUCACGCCGCGGUAUCACACCCUGGAGCGAGAUCUCAUCGAGUACCAAGAACGCCAACUCUUCGAGUACUUUGUGGUGGUCUCUCUGCACAGGAAGCCGGCGGGGAACGUCUACAUCCCCGAGGUCACCCAGCAGUUCCCCCUGAAGCUGGAGAGAUCGUUCAAAUUUAUGCGAGAAGCCGAGGACCAACUGAAAGCAAUCCCCCAGUUCUGUUUCCCCGACGCUAAGGACUGGUCCCCCGUCAGCCAGUUUGUAAGCGAAACCUUCUCGUUUGUCUUGACCGGGGAGGACGGCAGCCGGCGUUUCGGUUACUGCAGGCGGCUCCUGCCCAGCGGGAAGGGCAAACGCCUCCCCGAAGUGUAUUGUAUCGUGAGCCGGCUGGGCUGCUUCAACCUCUUCUCCAAGAUUCUGGAUGAGGUGGAGAAGAGAAGAGGCAUCUCGCCGGCCCUGGUCCAACCAUUUAUGAGGAGUAUUAUGGAAGCGCCGUUCCCCGCUCUGGGCAGGAAGAUCACGGUCAAGAACUUCCUUCCGGGAUCGGGAACCGAGGUCAUCGAACUUUGCCGGCCCCUGGAUUCCCGACUGGAGCACGUGGAUUUUGAAUCGCUCUUCAACACACUGAGCGUUCGGCACGUGAUGCAAAUCUUUGCCUCUCUCCUGCUUGAAAGAAGAGUCAUUUUCAUGGCAGACACCCUCAGUACCCUGUCCAAGUGCUGCCACGCUAUGGUUGCCCUGAUUUACCCCUUCGCCUGGCAACACACCUACAUCCCAGUGCUGCCGCCAUCCAUGAUCGACAUUGUCUGCUCUCCCACCCCGUUCCUCAUCGGUCUUCUCUCCAGCUCCCUGCCUCGUCUGAAGGAGCUUCCAGUGGAAGAGGUUCUGCUGGUCGACCUCGUGAACAAUCGCUUCCUCAGACAGAUAGACGACGAGGACUCUAUCCUUCCACGGAAGCUACAAGCGGCUCUGGAGCAGAUCCUGGAGCAAAGGAACGAGUUGGCCAGCGAGAAGGAGCCGGGGCAAGCGAACACUCAGCAAGACGCGACGUCCCUGAACGACGUGGUAUCCGAAGCGUUCGUGCGUUUCUUCGUGGAAGUCGUGGGCCAUUACUCCCUGUUCCUCGUCCCCGGAGAGCAGGAUGAGAAGUCUCUUCUCCGAGAUGCUUUUCGCAAGUCUCUCUCUUCCAAGAGCGUCCGUCGGUUCCUGGAGGUGUUCAUGGAAACCCAGAUGUUUGGUGGCUUCGUUCAGGAGCGGGAGAUGCGAAAGCAGGGUACAAAAGGUCUGUUUGAGGUCCGAGCGCAGGAGUAUCUGGAGACCCUCCCGUGUGGGGAGCAGAGCGGGGUCAACAAAUUUCUCAACAGAAUAGGUAACAAAAUGCGAUUCCUGCACAAGAAGUAGGGAUGCGGAU